GCCAGGACAUUUUCCUCACGUUAAUUUAAAUACUGUACAAUAACAGGACUGUUCAGUAUUAAUCUUCAAGUUAAUUCUUAUUCUGUAUUGUAAUGAGACAUGCUCAGGCCGCAUUUAUAAGACAAAAGGUUAUCGAAAAAUUAGCAUUAUCAACAAAAUUUACAUCGUAGAAUUAUGGAUAAGAUAACUCGAAUAGAUACAUCGGGGAACAUCGCGAUAGAGACAGAAACAUUGAAGGUUCUGCAAGAUCUUUUCGGACAGCUCUCACGCAGAACGCAGGAUACCUUGUCAACCAUCACAGCGGAAUCAAAGUUACUAUGCUGAAACACGUCCGGGCGAGGAAAGAAACCCACGGUUGGUGUUUUGAACACAUUUUUGCCCCGUUUGAUGGACAAUGGAUCGGAAAUGUAUCUCACCGCCUUGAAAAAACUCAAACGAAAGCGAUGGGACGAAAUUCAAAGAAUAAUCGAAAAAAGUAGCAACGAGGACCUACGAAAUGUUUGGCAAUCCAUAAAAAAUCUGGAAUCAACAUGGAACAUGCAACUCGAUACAUGGACCAGACAAGUAUACCACGAAUCUGUUUAUAAUGACAUCGGAGUGCCGAAGAAAGUAUCGGCAGGGGAUCAGCUGGAAGAAGCUUUCCUCAACAAGAAGCGUUUGCGUUUUGAAAUUGUUUCACAAUCAGUCCCUGAAACGGGCAGAACUCCGGGAUCAUUAUUGGAAACCGAAAAAGUUUUAUUCGUUUUCUUGAGCGACCACAAAAGCUUCGCCGGGAAAGUUCACGUUCGGGAUUUGGUUGCAAGAAGAGACAAGUUCGCCGCACGAGAUAGCAAGUUCCUUUUUAUUUGUUCGUGGGACAUGGAAAUUGCACAACAAUACGCGAAGAUGAUGCAGAUAAAGUUCAACGAGAUGGUAUGCGACCCAUAUUUAAGCUUUCAUCGAAAGUUUGGACUGGCUCAUGAUUGCAAAAAGGUAUUUGGUGCAGCUGCACUCAGAGCUGAAGCAGAGUUCAAAUUGAAGAAUCCGGUCCGAGAAUUUGGAAACGUCGAAGGGACACCACCGGAAGUAUUUCUUUCUCCCGCCAAAUGUGGAGACGACCUCUCCCCUGGUGAUGCCGAGACAGUCGGAGAAGAAAUACUGCGGUUGUUCGGAGCGAUGAAUUCUUACAAAGCUGCAUUUGAAACACUUGGAGUUUCGAGUCUAGAAGAUUUCAACAAGAUCAUCGCCAUGAAGUUCGAUUGCGUCGAAACCAAAGCUGCCGCAGAGCAGUUUUGGGACGCCGAAAACCGAUGGAACGAUUAUUUGAAUACGUUGGAUAAAGAAACGGGGAAUGCUGACGCGGGAGGCGUUGCGCUGGGAGUCGAAUUACCGCAGGACGUGAGGAAUUUGAUCCUGCAGGAUGCUGACGGGCAACAACAUGAGUCGUUCAACGCGAAGAAAUGCACCAUCGCAAUCGUGAGCUUUUUGGACGCCGCAGUCGCGAACGAAUGGAAAGAGUCCGUAAAGACGACUUUACCAAUAAUCCUAGACCCGCAUCGAAUUCUUUAUUCAACGUUCGGAUUAUCACGAUCUUUCCAGAAGGUUUUCUCCCACGAAGCGAUGUCGUCUUACGCGAAGGAAAUUCUCGCAGGAAAGCAUGCAAUUGGUAACCCCAAGGAAAUAGGCUACAAACCGGAUUAUUACAUGAUGGGAGGGGACUUCUUGUUGAACGCAGCUGGAAAAGUACUUGGAAGCUAUCCCACCACUCACAGCUUUGAUCGCGUGAAGAUAACCACGAUUUUGGAGACACUUCCGUAGCGACGUGUUUGGGAAUGAAUCCGAUCACCGAUGACAGUCGACAAUGAAAGUUAUUUUUACAGUUGCGCGACUUGAUGAUGCGACGGGAUUCACUGACUUCCCCUUAUUACGUUGCGAACGGAUGCUCGAUAUUGUUUACAGAAUUCAACUCGGAGGGAAAAAUAUGAUACGGUAUAAUGGAA
Messenger RNA from Notodromas monacha, 1979 nucleotides. The record is from the annotation of a GenBank genome assembly. NCBI's taxonomy places the organism in Eukaryota, Metazoa, Arthropoda, Ostracoda, Podocopida, Cyprididae.